AUGGCAAAUCAGUUGGCGGAGUCAGUGGUUGAGAUGGGUGACCAGGUCUGUCUGGACGAUAUAUUGAUAGAGAUAUUCACCCAGACAGACCCGAAGACGGUAGCAAAAUGCAGAACCACAAGCACAACUUGGCGUGUCCGACUGUCUUCCGACGAAUUUAGGAGGGACAACACGAUCGCAAACAGCGGGAAACACCACAAGCUGUUGCUCCUGAUUGGUGACCAAGAGACGUAUUGUUCAAGAGUAUCUUUCUGUCUUGUGGACUGUCUAGACGGAGGAAGAGUACCCGCGCCAAUGCUAAAACAGCUGGGUCCUCGCGGAUGGUGGAGUGUCAUCGGCUCAGAUUGUGGUAUGAUCUGUGUCCGGUAUAGCCGGGCUGGUUUUGAUAAGGGACUGAUGGUAUGGAACCCACUGCUGCGAGUCGCUCGACAACUGGACGAUCCGGCAGACACUCUAUGGAAACAAGCCGUUAUCGGAUACGCAUUUGGAUAUCGGGCGGGAACUGAAAAUUACUACGUCGUCCAUAUUUCAAAGAGGUAUCUCAAAAACAGGUUCUUGCACUGCAAUGUUUUCAAUUCCGCAGAUGGAUUAUGA
Arachis ipaensis is the source of this 594-nucleotide messenger RNA. RefSeq lists its product as uncharacterized. The record is from RefSeq and is a predicted model, not a curated record. Gene Ontology annotation, molecular function: protein binding. Lineage: Eukaryota; Viridiplantae; Streptophyta; Magnoliopsida; Fabales; Fabaceae.